Messenger RNA from Phyllostomus hastatus (greater spear-nosed bat), 3734 nucleotides. It is a transcript of the gene SKAP2, whose product is annotated as src kinase associated phosphoprotein 2. Gene Ontology annotation, cellular component: cytoplasm; plasma membrane. Gene Ontology annotation, molecular function: protein binding. The coding region runs from base 234 to 1316 and encodes 360 amino acids. The record is from RefSeq and is a predicted model, not a curated record. The transcript is spliced from 13 exons. NCBI's taxonomy places the organism in Eukaryota, Metazoa, Chordata, Mammalia, Chiroptera, Phyllostomidae.
GCCCGUCGCCCCGCCCAGGCCUCCCCGGCGGGGCUGGGCCGAGAGUCCAGCAGCUGCUGGUUGGGGCUUCAGUGACUUCCUUGUUGUGAGCCCCGGCCCGGCAGUGUCCGGAAUCGUAGCCCCGCUCUGCUCACCGGCACCGCCAGCCGGAGUCUAGGUCGCAGCCGCAACCCCAGCCCGUCGGUUACCCUUUCAUUUCAGGUCCUUCCCCCGCACGCCCCGCGCUCCCUAAAAUGCCCAACCCCGGCAGUACCUCCUCUCCCUAUUCCCUCCCCGAGGAAAUUAAGAACCUGUUGGCAGAUGUUGAAACAUUUGUGGCAGACAUACUGAGAGGGGAAAAUUUAUCCAAGAAAGCAAAGGAAAAAAGAGAAUCUCUUAUUAAGAAGAUAAAAGAUGUAAAGUCUACCUAUCUUCAGGAAUUUCAAGACAAAGGUGAGGCAGAAGAUGGGGAAGAACAUGAUGAUCCUUUUUCUGGGCCUCCAGACACUAUUUCAUUAGCCUCAGACAAAUAUGACAAAGAUGAUGAAGCCCCCUCGGACGGAAACCAGUUUCCGCCAAUUGCAGCACAAGACCUGCCUUUCGUCUUAAAGGCCGGCUACCUGGAGAAACGCAGGAAAGAUCACAGCUUUCUGGGGUUCGAAUGGCAAAAACGGUGGUGCGCCCUCAGUAAAGGAGUGUUCUACUAUUACGGAAGUGACAAAGACAAACAGCAGAAAGGUGAAUUUGCGAUAGAUGGCUACAGUGUCAGGAUGAAUAGCACUCUCAGGAAGGAUGCAAAGAAGGACUGCUGUUUUGAAAUCUCUGCCCCUGACAAACGUGUCUAUCAGUUCACAGCAGCCUCUCCCAAAGAUGCCGAAGAAUGGGUACAGCAGCUGAAAUUUGUAUUACAAGAUAUGGGAUCUGAUAUUAUCCCUGAGGAGGAGGAUGAAAGAGAAGAGCUAUAUGAUGAUGUGGAUCACCCUCUACCAGCCAGCAGCGCACCGGCCGGCGCUCAACCGCCGAUUGAUGAUGAAAUUUAUGAAGAACUUCCAGAGGAGGAAGAGGACAGCGCGCCCGGGAAAGUGGAGGAACAAAGGAAGAUGAGUCAGGACAGUGCUCACCACGCCACAGGGGAUAAAAGCACUGACUACGCCAAUUUUUACCAGGGUUUGUGGGACUGCACAGGUGCUGUUUCUGAUGAGUUAUCAUUUAAACGUGGUGAUGUGAUUUACAUUCUUAGCAAGGAAUACAAUAGAUAUGGCUGGUGGGUAGGAGAAAUGAAAGGAGCCAUUGGCUUGGUGCCGAAAGCCUACAUAAUGGAGAUGUAUGAUAUUUGAGAGUCCUGGGAAACAUCAACAUUUUGAUUGAAGGAAACAAUUAUAACGCAACUUUCCCUUUCUGCCUGCAAGAGAGGAACGUUCUCCUGCUCCUGCAAACGCUUUGGAUUCAGACUCCGUGCAAGCCCGAGCUCGUAACCUUCCCUUGUUUUGUUGAGCAUCGUGCCUCUUCGUUAUUUUGCGCGUUCAUUGUAACAGCCCUCUGAUGUGAGACUAAAUGAAGGAUACUAAUGCAAAUUAGAUACAAGCAGGAAAGUUAUACCUGUUGCUAUUUUGCAAAGAAAUCAUUGUAGUUUUUACUUACUCAUUUGAUUUGUGUGGAGAAUUCAGCACUAUUUUAUAUGUUCUACAUAGUCACUGCUACUUCUGAUAUAAGUUGCAAUUUCAAUAUUGGACACCAGUUAUUUUUUUAGACUGUACUAUAUAAUUUCAUUGAAAUUUAAACUGAAUAUGUUAUGCAAGUUUUGGAUAAAUGCUACAUAAAGAAUAAGGCUUUAUUAAAACUUUUAGAUGAUUUAUCCUAGUGUUUAUUUUCACACAAUAGUAACACGUUUUCGGGAGAGAAUGUUUACUAUUUGGCAAGGUACUUCACGUUAAGUAUAGCCACAGGAAAGAAGGGAGGACAGGCUUGCCAGUGGCGGGGAACCGUCCCCGUCCGCAACACACACGCAGGCCAGAACCACGCUCUGUGGAAGUCCUGUAUCAGUAAUAGAUGCCCUGGUGAGACGAUGCACUUGCCAACAUUUUCUGCCGUGAGAAAGCCCUUUCCCCACUAGUAAAACGGCACAAAUACUCUCAGUGCAUUCCAGAAGUGAGAAGGUGUGACCCAGCGCUCUCUUUCAUCCUGUCCGAUCACAGCUAUGCUUCUCAAGUCCCACAGCAAAACAGUGCAACUCCAGACGCGAGUCUUCUCUGCACACCUCCAAGCAACGAAGACGACGGAGGGCGCCGAGCGGAGCGCGCAGGAAGCGCAGUGGGCGCACGCGGCAGCGGGUGCGCGGCAGGGCUGCGUCAGCCUGGCACCGGAGGGAAGAAGGUGCUCUGAGGCCUGAGCGAGAUCCGCAGAAUCAGAUCAUUGCCUUUUCGUGUGCAUUUGAAGUCAAAGGCAUUUUAAAUGCCUACAAAGUGCCAUCUUGGCCUUAAUAUACAUCAAAAGGUACUGCUGAAUGGAUAAUUAUUUGGAGUAGAUAUAACCUCCUUACCCUGAAGCAUUGAUUAGUACAUACUACCUUUGUUGACGUUUUCAGAUCUUUGCUUCAUAAAGAUAAAGAUUCUGACCGUGCACACAGGCUGAUAAUAUCCGAAAACCUCCAUCGCGUACCUCAAACCACUUACAAGCCCCAUUUUGGAGUGAUCUGUGCCAUUAUCCCCGCAACACCGUGGUCAUGUUAUUUCAGAUGUCAAAACAGUGUUAAGUUUAGAGACUUGGGGUAAAUUCUGGUUUAUAUAAAUUAGACAUUGUUGAGUCAGAGCUUUCAGAAAUUAAUUUGUGCACUCAUUAGUCUUGUCCUAAUAGAAAGCAAUUGGGAUAGAUUGACAUCAUCUUGGGGAAAGUAGGACAAGCAGAGAUGAGACUAGUGGACUGGUUUCCAGGGCCCGAGAGGCUGAGAAAUAAGAGCAGCUGCAGGUUUCCAUGGAAGACACGGACUUGCCCGUGGAGUGGACACAGGUUCCGCGCGUCUGGCUGAGUGAAGAUUUGUGCCCUGGGCCAGCAGAUGGCAGCAGCUUUUCGUUGCACACCGAGCCACUUGGAAGCCCCUCCCCCACUCGGGCCCAGACUCGCGCAGAAUGUAAAGCAUCCAGAACAUUUCUGCCUCCUUUUACAGUUGAUCCAGGAGAGGGAGUCCUUUGCCAACGGAUGACCAACAAUUUCCAAGCCAGCUGGUCUCUGUGAACGGCAACAAUACAGAAAUGAAGAGUUACUUCUGUCCAGAGCUCCUCUGGCCUUUGUUCUCCUUUAACAUGGAUCUAGGUGGAAGAUAGGAAAGAAAACAAAAUGUAAAAUUGGAAUCACAGGAAAAAUAACCGUCACUUUCAGCCUAGGACAACGUUAUGUUCAUUUGGUGAAAUCAUUUGUAUAAGACUGGGGAGAAAGUUUUCUUUACACCCUUGACGGAGCUCCACACUCUCUUCAAGAUCAUCAUAAUAUAAUUAAUGCGAAUUUAAACAACGUGUCUUGUUAGAGAAUAUGCUAAUUGCUAUGUUCUCAUUAUGUUUGCUUAGCUUUUAUUUGUUUUUCUAUGAACAGUUAGAGAGCUAAUUUUUUUCAAAGGUGAUUGUAAGUCAUAUUUUAUAUAGCAUUUUACUUGAUUAUUUGCUCGGUACUGAAUUUGUACUCUGUUGCCAUUAGAUCUUACAAUAAUGUUCCACUCUGCAAAUUUUUAAGGUUCAAAUAAAGUUUAAUUGUUUGCAAACUGU